ACCCUAAUUAACUCCUCUUUACCCAACUGCUGAAAAAAUCCCCUUUCUCCCAGAUCUACUCUCAAACAUCAAUGGAGUUGCAGACUUGUUCGUUCAUAACAAUGAAAUUUGCAUCUUCUACCAUGUGGUUGCUAUCUGUUAGGAGGUCUUGCACAAGGCACCUUCAACCAUUUGUGGCUCCAGUCUCAAAUCAAAACCUUGGGUUGUUUGAUGCCUUGGUCAAUGUCCUGCCACUAGUUGAGGGAGAUGAAGAGGCUCAACUGAAAGAAUCGCUUAUCUUCAGGCAGAAAAUGAUGCUGUUGGAAAAUAAUUGCAGAAGCAACUGGAAGCUGCAGGCUGGCGGGUUACUGUCACACUGCCAAAAUAUUCUUGGACUGAUGUAGCUACCCACUAACUUGUGGUGUGCUGCCCUCUGCUGUUGUUGGUGGCCUUCUCCUUCUUACAUACGUAUACAACAGUUGUGGCUUCCCUUGGUGUGCUGCAAACUAUGAGGAAAUUUGGGCUCAUAAGAUAAUUUGCCACUGCUCAAAACUUUUCAAGAUUAUGUUCAAGUAUUCCUCUCUGAAUUGAAUAGAAAAUGUUCUGACAUAUAUGAGUUCUGCAUUUACUACCUAUGUUCUGACCUUUGCGUUGUUUUACUUGAGGCGUAAAACUUGGAAACAACAAGUUCGAUCUGUUUGUCUAUCCGGUUCAGAAGUGUAUCAGAUGGAGGUACUUACUUGUAUGUGAGGUACCUGAUCGUGUGGAAGUGUAAAUCCGGGUAUCCUGGCUGCAUAAUAGGGAGAUGGAAAUUAUUGCAGCACGUUUCCAAUGGAGGUUAUUGUGACCGCUCAAAAUAAGCAAAAUAUUAGUUUACAAUGUCCAGUUAUUAGUUAGCAUGUCAAUUUUGAACAAAUCCGUGUAAGUCUCAUAAUUUUGUAAUUUAUACGUUAUAUUAUAUGAAGGAGUUACAACAUUCGGACCA
Spinacia oleracea (spinach) is the source of this 964-nucleotide messenger RNA. RefSeq lists its product as uncharacterized. The transcript is spliced from 8 exons. The coding region runs from base 72 to 383 and encodes 103 amino acids. The record is from RefSeq and is a predicted model, not a curated record. NCBI's taxonomy places the organism in Eukaryota, Viridiplantae, Streptophyta, Magnoliopsida, Caryophyllales, Amaranthaceae.